This is a messenger RNA of Miscanthus lutarioriparius, 1932 nucleotides long. Lineage: Eukaryota; Viridiplantae; Streptophyta; Magnoliopsida; Poales; Poaceae. The record is from the annotation of a GenBank genome assembly.
AUGCCUUCCCGCCUUCUCCAGCAGCCACUCUCUCCACCUGCGCCACCGCCGCCUCCCCUGCUUGCCAAGAGCCAACACCGCCGCCACGCCCUCCUCGCCGCCACCAUCGCUUCCGCGGCGGCCGCGGCAGCUUUGUUACUCUUGCUCGUCGUCGUCGUCGUCGUCCUCCUCCUCCGGCGGCGGCGGCUCCGGCACCCCACGCUCCCGUUCUCCCCGCCGCCGGACCCGGCGCGCCCGCUCCGGCGCUACUCCCGCCGCACGCUUCGCCGCGCCACGGGCGGGUUCCACCCGUCCCGCCUCCUCGGCCGCGGCGCAGCCUCGCCCGUCUACCUCGCCACCUUCCCCGACGCCUCGCUCGCCGCCGUGAAGACGUGCGCGUCGCCGCACGAGCUCCACCUCCUCGCGUCGCUCCCUGAAUCCCCUCGCCUCGUUUCCCUCCAUGGCUACUCACCCGGCUCGGGCUCGGGCUCUGGCUCCGGCGGCGGCGCUGCCGAGCGCCCGCUCCUCCUUGUCUUCGAGUACAUGCCCCAGGGCUCCCUCCAGGGCGCGCUGUUCGGAGGCGGCGACGCCGCUGCCCGCGACGGGCAGUUCCUGGACUGGCCGAAGCGGCUCGCCAUCAUCCGCGACGUGGCGCGCGCGCUCGCCUUUCUCCACGUUGAGUGCCAGCCGCCCGUCGUGCACGGCGACCUCAAGCCCAGCAACGUCCUCCUCGAUGCUAACUUCCGCGCCAAGCUCGCCGAUUUCGGCCUCGCGCGCUUCAAGACCCCCGAUGCCGUCGCCGCGUCUGGCGCUGCCGGGGACGAUUUCAUGAGCCAAGAACUCGGCGAGGCCGGCGACCACCUCUCUACCACCGCCUCCGCUGCCGGCGGGGCCAAAACGGACACAAAGGAUGAGUCGGGCCCGGCUGGUGCGUGGGGGAAGGAAUGGUGGUGGAAGCAGGAUGGUAGCGGUGAGCUUGACUCGAGGGACUACGUCGCCGAGUGGAUUGGUAGCCAAAUCUGCCCGGAGAGGAACCUGGAUUGGGCCGACGAGAACGAUGACGACGCCAACGAGCAUAAGAACUCUCCCUCGGGUACGGACGAAAACGCUUUGUCAGCGUCGCCGGAGGACAAGAAGAACACCGACUGCAAUGGCAAUGGCAAUGUCGACGGCGCCAAGAAGGAGGUGACCAAGAUGAGGGAGUGGUGGAAAGAGGAGUUCUUUGAAGAGAUGAGCAAGAAGCAGGGAGCAAGCUUCGACAAACGGCGCGGCGGCGGCGGCAGGCCGUGGCUCCGUUCGAUCAGCAUGAACACGGGGCACGGCAACACCAACGGCGAGAGCAAUAAUGUCGAGCCGAGCGCUGCGGACCUCAGCUUCCGGAGAAGCCGGAAGCGGAGCCGGCGUCGCGGUCGGUCAGUGGGCAGCGACGUCCACAGCGGAUGCGGCGGGGACUACCUCAGCCGGGAGUUUAGCAGCACGACGAGCAUGCGCGGCACGGUGUGCUACGUUGCGCCGGAGUGCGGCGGCGGGCCCUGCGAGCACGGCAGCGAGCUGCUGGAGAAGGCCGACGUGUACAGCUUCGGCGUGCUCGUGCUGGUGAUCUUGUCCGGUCGGCGGCCGCUGCACAUCCUCUCGUCGCCGAUGAAGCUCGAGAAAGCUAACCUGGUGAGCUGGUGCCGGCAGCUGGCGCGCGCCGGGAACGUGCUGGAGCUCAUGGACGAGCGGCUGGACGGCGGGUACGACAGGGACCAGGCCACCAAGUGCGUGCAGCUCGCGCUGCUGUGCCUGCAGCGGCAGCCGGAGCUCCGGCCGGACAGCACGGACAUCGUCAAGAUCCUCGACGGCGAGAUGGAACUUCCGCCGGCGCCGGUGGAGUUCUCGCCGUCGCCCCGCGUGCGGCCUUUCCCGCGGUCGUCGCGCCGGGCAGCACAGCAGCCGGAUGCCGCCGAGUGA